Molecule: messenger RNA, 4635 nt
Organism: Closterium sp. Yama58-4
Lineage: Eukaryota; Viridiplantae; Streptophyta; Zygnematophyceae; Desmidiales; Closteriaceae
Source: the annotation of a GenBank genome assembly
AUGGGCCCCGCGGGCUCCGCGCUCAUGUGCCCCGACUCCCCCAACUUUGUGUCGCUGCUAUCCAUGUUCUCCUCGCCCCACCCCCUCAGCUGCGCGGGCUCGCUUGCGGACGGGCAGGAGGGGGACGAGCAGCAGGAGGAUUCCAAGGCGGGGGUGCUGGUCAGGGGCGCGGGCGGGAGAGGAGGCGCGGGGCAGCUGGUGUGCGCUCCGCCGAGGAAUGUGCUGCAGGUGGCGGGGGGCCUGCGCGCGGAGAGGGUUCCGGGGCUGCGGGGGCGGAUAGAGAAGGCGUUGAGAAGCCUCUGCCAGUCGCGCGGAGACCUGCUGGCGCAGGUGUGGUUUCCCACGUGGCAAGAGGGGCAGCGUGUGCUGAGCACGCGCGAGCAGCCGUUUGUGCUGAUGGAGGGCAGCGAGAAGCUGCGUGUGUACCGCACCAUCUCCACCAACUACACGUUCCCCUUGUCAGGGAGCGGGUACCUAGGGUUACCGGGCCGUGUGUUUGUGUCUGGUCGCCCCGAGUGGACGCCCAACGUGCAGUACUACUCGCGGGACGAGUACCUCCGCGUGGCCCACGCCACUCGCUGCAACGUGCGCGGGGCUCUGGCUGUGCCCAUCUUCCGCGUGCUGGGGAGUGGGGGAAAGGGGAAGGGGAAGGGGAAGGGGAGGGGGGAGACGGGGGAGGGGGGAGGGGAGAGCUGGGGGACGAGCAGCAGCGGGAGCAGCAAAGGCGGGUGGGAGGGGGAGAAGGAGGGGGAAGGGGACGAAGGGGAGAGUGGGGGGAAGGUGAUGGUGGUGAAAGGAGAGGGGGGAGGGAUGAGGGGCAGGAGGAGGCAGGAGCUAGUGGCGGUGGUGGAGCUGGUGAUGAUGGGCGAGGACGUGCGCUUUGGCCCUCAGAUUGACGCUGUGUGCAACGCGUUGCAGACGGUGGAUCUGACCAGCAUUCGCGCAUGGGACCAUCUUCCAGCAGAGAUGCCUUUUCCCGGCCGUGGCGCCGUGCUCACAGAAAUACACGAGGUGCUCUCUUCGCUCUGCGACAAGCACUCGCUGCCCCUCGCCCAGACCUGGAUCCCCUCCUCCUGGGUCCGCCUCACCGAACCUCCCGCCGCUCCUCCUUCCGAACCUGCGGCUCGGGGGUGUCGGGGGCCUGUAGGGGCGAGCAUGCGGAGCAGUGCGGGGGCGGGGUGGAGCAUGAGACGCGAGGGCGCGGGCCGGGGUAAGGGGGCAGUUGACGUGGGGAGAUUGCAGCAAGACGUGUUUGAGGUGUUUCCGAUUGGGGGAGAGGGGGGCGGAGGGCAGGGAGGGGGAGGAGGACGUGGGGAAGGAGAAGGAGGAGAGGGGAGAGGAGUGAGAGGAGGCGAGGGGAACGGGGAGGAGGAGCAGGGAGGGGAGGAGCAAGGAGGAGAGGAGGAGGGAGGGGAUGAAGAGCAAGAGGAGGAGGAGGACGCAGUGACGUUGUUCACAGCAGACAUGCCAAGCUGCGUGGCAGACCUGCGGAUGUGGGGGUUCCGCCAGGCUUGCUGCGAGCACCAGCUACAGGCCGCGCAGGGCUGCCCCGGCCGAGCCAUGACCUCCAACGCCCCCGCCUUUUGCGACGACCUGCAGCUACUCACCAAGGAGCAGUACCCUCUAGUGCACUACGCGCGCAUGUUCGGGCUGCGAGCGGCCGUUGCGAUCCGGCUGCGGUCGGUUUUGUCUAAAGAUAUGGACUAUGUCUUGGAGUUUUUCCUGCCGCCAGGGUGUAGGGAGAAGGAGGAGCAGCAGCGGUUGUUGACGCAGCUGUCGCAGAGCAUGCAGGAGGCGUGUCGGAGCCUGAGGACGGUAACUGUGGAGGAGAUGGUGAGGUGUAGGUCCGGGAGUAGGUCCGGGAAGAGUGGGGGUAGUCGAGGCACGCGGUCAGGCUCGGGGACGGGAGGUGAGGGUGCGGGAGGCGAGGGAGAGGGUGGGUCGGUGAUGGGAGGUGGGGGGGUGGAGAUGAGAGGGGGAGCUUGGGGGGGAGGGAAGGGGAAGGGGUUGGUGGGGGAAGGGGUGUCUGAGGGAGUGAGUGUGGUGAGGGGUGUCGGGGGGAAGGGAGUGCGGGAAGGGUGUGAGACUCCAGAGAAGAGAGGUAUGGAGGUCAAAAGGAGGCGAGUGGAGGGACGAGGGGAGGGGGAAGGGGCAGAUAUGUGCGAGGGCGCAGGUGUUGGUGUGGGGGGUGUGGGGAAAACUGGCGUGGGGGAGAGCAGUCCUUUUGAAGCUGCAGCAAUGGCGGAGCUUUGUGAAAAUUCGGUAGUCACACCACCAGCUCACGGCACGCCACCUGGCACUGGCAUGGCUGACGUGGCGUUUCUGUCGGGGAAUGGUUCUGCUGCGGCGGGUGCAAGAGGGGAUGGCUUAGGGUGUGGAGACGAGGGGAAUAAUGUGAGGGGCGUGGGGAAUGGUGGGGGCAUGGGGGAUGGUGAUGGAAAUAUGGGUAAUGUCGGUGCUGGUAUUGGCAUGGGGACAGGCAUGGGAACAGGCACGGGGACAGGCAUGGGAACAGGCACGGGGACAGGCAUGGGAACCGGCAUGGGGACAGGCAUGGGAACAGGCACGGGGACAGGCAUGGGUGGUGGCGCCAUGGGUGGUGGCGCUAUGGGUGGUGGCGCUAUGGGUGGUGGCGCCAUGGGUGGUGGCGCCAGCAUCAACAUCAAUGCAGGUGGAAUGGGCACAAGCAUGGGCAUGCAGGCCAUGCCGCCUCUACCUGAAGACGCUUUCUCAGGUGAAAGCUCAGGUCCUCCACCCAUGGCCUCUGCAGCUGCCGCCCCUGCCGCCCCUGUCGAGGCGGCAGCUGCACCUGCUGACCAAUCAGGUGUCCCUGCCACGUCAGACAGGAGUGGUGACAGCCUGGACGAGGGGGGAGGGGCGCUGGAGGGGACCCCAGAUGGGGCAAGCUCGGGACAACCCUCAGGAGGGGCGGAAGGGGGCGCGGAAGGGGGGGCGGAAGGGGGGGCGGAAGGGGGGGCGGAAGGGGGAAGGCAGGGGGGAAUGCGGGUAGAGGAGGAUGUGACGGGGGGAGGAGGAGGGGGGGAGGAGAGGGCGGGUGGGGCGGAAGGGGGGUUGAAAGGGGGGGGGAAGAAGGGGGAGAAGCGGAGAGGGGGGACGAACGAGAAGAGCAUCAGUCUAGCCGUGCUGCAGCAGUACUUCGCAGGGAGCCUCAAGGACGCUGCUAAGGCACUGGGAGUGUGCCCCACCACACUGAAGCGCAUCUGCAGGCAGCAUGGAAUCGCCAGGUGGCCGUCGCGCAAGAUCAACAAGGUCUCUCGGAGCAUUCAGAAGCUGCAGGACGUCAUCGAGUCCGUGCAGGUGCCAGCUGGCGCGCUGCGAUUGGACGCCAUCACGUCGGAGCUGGCGACGGCGGCCGCGGUGAAGGCAUCCCUCCCCUGGCCCGGGAAUCGCCAUCCCUCUAUGCUCGACCCUAUGGUCGGAGGCUCGGCGCACGGACCUGGAGGUUCGGCACACGGGCCUCUGGCCACGGGAGGUUCGGCACACGGACCUCUUGCCAUGGCUGGAGGCUCGGCGCACGGCCCGUUUAUGGGCGUGGGAGGUUCGGGGCACGGAGGAAUGGCGUUUGCAGGAGGUUCGGGGCAUGGAGGGGUGGCGUUUGCAGGAGGUUCGGCACACUGCGGGAAUGCAUUCGCGGGAGGAUCGGCCCAUGGAGGCAUGGCUUUUGCAGGAGGCUCGGCACAUGGGGGAAAUGCGUUUGGGGGUGCGGGCGGGUCGACACAUGGCGCGACGCUACUGGCUGCAGCAGCGGGAGCAGGGUCGAAUCAUGGACCCUUCCCAGGGGGCGCAGUACAGGGAGGGUAUAUCCUCAUGGGUAGCUCAGCCCAUGGCCCACACAUGGCCCAUGUUGGGGGGUCCAUGCAUGGGGCAGGGGGGUCAAUGCAUGGGGCAGGGGGGUCGAUGCAUGGGGGCGUUAUGGCUGGUAUGGGUGUGGGCAGUAUGGUUGGUAUGGGUGGUCCUGGCAUGGCAGCAGGCAUGCAAGCAGGGGGAUCGCAUCACGGUGGAUAUUUCUUUGCAGGAGGGUCGGGCCAUGGGCCCCAUAUGAUGAUGGGUUCAACCCAUGGUGGGGCAUAUGCAGGCCCGGCAGCUGCUGCUGCUGCCGCUGCUGCAGGCAUGGCCGGACCUGGCGGAAGCGGAGGUUCGGGAGGAGGCCUGGGCCCGAACCAAGCCGGCGGUGGUGGGGGUGCUGGUGCUGGUGCUCAUCCUACCACGUCAUUGCACCUAUGGGAGGCAGACCGGAGUGCUGCCUCUCCCACAGCUGCAGCAGCAGGAGCAGGAGCAGGAGCAGGAGGAGCAGGAGGAGCAGGAGGAGGAGCAGCAGCAGCAGCAGCAGCAGGAGCCCAGUCAGUGGUAACGAUCAAGGCCACGUUUGGGGGGGAUACAAUCCGGUUCAGAGUGCCUUUGAACGCUUCAACAUACCAGCUGGUACAGGAUGAAGUAGCGAGUAGGCUGAGAGUGCCCGUGGGGGCAUUCUCGCUCAAGUAUUUGGACGAGGACGGCGAGUGGGUGGUGCUGGCGGGGCCUCAAGACAUGGACGAGUGUGUUCACAUCGUUAGGGCGGCCGGGAGCAACACCAUCAAGCUGAACAUCAAGGCGGAGACACAGGGGCGAGGGUGA